AUGAGUGUCGAUGUUGAUGUCAUCAUUGUUGGAGCCGGUGCAGCUGGUAUUGGAGCAGCGAUCGAACUAAAAAAAACGUCUCUAUCCGUUGUUGUACUUGAGGCGCGAGAUCGAAUCGGUGGUCGAGUAUAUACAGACCGAGAAACAUUUUCGCCGAUUCCCGUCGACCUUGGUGCUAGUUGGAUUCAUGAGUAUGAACCAAACAAUCCCAUGUAUUCAUAUUAUCAAAAAUAUAAGGUUGAUGAACAGAAUAAUUCUAGUUACGACGACGAUGACGAUGAAAUACUUAGUCUUGAUUACGAUGGUCAAUGUCUUUCAACUGAAGUAGAACAACAAGCAAAAGUUGUAUGUGCACAAUUAUUCCAACACUUAGAAAAAUUUGCGUCUGAAAAUGAUGAACAAGAGGACAGAAGUGUCGAAGAUGUCGUUAGAUAUUACUAUGAUCGAAUAGUCGAAUCUAGCGGACAAAUUAAGCGCAUUAUAGAUAGCUUUCUUGCUGUUUUCGAAGUGCAUGAAGCAUCAUGUUUUCCUGCUCUCUCUGCCAAACAAUGGGAAACUAUUGAUGAGAGUACAAUACAUGAGAGAUUCGUUUCGUUCGGCUACGGAACCAUACUUGAACGUAUCGUAGAUCAGUACGAGUUAUCAAUUCGUUUGAAUACUCUCGUAACACGUAUUGAUACGCGUAACUCAGAUCGAAUCGCGAUCUACACGUCAACUAUCGAUUCUCCGAUUUUUUGUCGACGUAUUAUUGUAACCGUACCUUUAGGUUGUUUAAAACGAGAGACAAUCGUAUUCGAACCACCCUUGCCUGAAUGGAAACGUCAAGCUAUUGCUCAAAUGGGUUUCGGUCUCAUGAAUAAACUCAUUCUGCAAUUUCCUGAGCAAUUCUGGAAUGCUAAGAAGAAAAUUAUAUUACGUACAUGCACUGAACAACGGGGUCGCUUUCUUUACACAGUAUGUCUACCUUCACCGGCUAAUAUUCUUAUUCUUCUAAUCACUGGUAUUUAUGCUUAUGAACUGGAAUAUCUUACAGAUGCUGGAAUACUUGAUCAAGUAAUGAUCUUUCUUCGACAAAUCUUUCCUCAAUCGCAAAUACCUGAUCCUAUCAAAACUAAGUUUACAAGAUGGUCUCAAGAUCCAUUUGCCUUUGGUUCUUACUCAAACUAUGCCGUACAUGCAAAUAAAAAAACAGUAGAAAUGUUAACUCGAGCAACAGCUGAUGGUCGAGUACAUUGGGCUGGUGAACAUGCUCAUUUUAGUGAUAAUACAAAUAAGUGGAUGCAUGGGUGUGUUCAUAGUGCUGUUCAAAGUGGUCGACGAGCUGCAUUAGUGAUUAAAGAUCAGCUUGAUUCCUCUUCCUUUUCUUCAUCUACAUAA
Rotaria sp. Silwood1 is the source of this 1377-nucleotide messenger RNA. The record is from the annotation of a GenBank genome assembly. Lineage: Eukaryota; Metazoa; Rotifera; Eurotatoria; Philodinida; Philodinidae.